Dioscorea cayenensis subsp. rotundata (Guinea yam) is the source of this 2034-nucleotide messenger RNA. RefSeq names its product ferredoxin--nitrite reductase, chloroplastic. Lineage: Eukaryota; Viridiplantae; Streptophyta; Magnoliopsida; Dioscoreales; Dioscoreaceae. The coding region runs from base 144 to 1913 and encodes 589 amino acids. Gene Ontology annotation, molecular function: oxidoreductase activity; heme binding; iron-sulfur cluster binding. The transcript is spliced from 4 exons. The record is from RefSeq and is a predicted model, not a curated record.
AGAGAGCUACCAAGAGCACCACCAGCUCUCGUCAUCGCCAUCCACUGCUUCCUCUCUCGCUCUCUUCUAUAAGAGCACCACUCCCAUGGCCUUCUCCUUCUCCUUCUCCUUCUCCUUCUCCACCACUAUAACCAUCCUCAUCAAUGGCUUCCUCUGCGUCCCUUCACCAGUUCCUCACCCUUCCCAUCCACACCUCACGCCUCCGCCACCACCGCCUCGGCGCUGCAACAUCAAUCCCAGCACAAACAGCCUCGGAUGUCGACGCAGCGAGGCUGGAGCCGAGGGUGGAGGAAAGGGAUGGGUAUUGGGUGCUCAAGGAGGAGUACAGGGCUGGGAUUAAUCCGCAAGAGAAGGUGAAGCUUGAGAGAGACCCGAUGAAGCUUGUUCUCGAGGAUGGCAUCAAGGAGCUUGCUGCUAUGCCGAUGGAGGACAUUGACGGUUCUAAGAUCAGCAAGGAUGACAUUGAUGUUCGCCUUAAGUGGCUUGGGUUGUUUCAUCGCCGCAAGCAUCAAUAUGGGCGGUUCAUGAUGCGGCUGAAGCUACCAAAUGGGGUGACGACCAGUGAGCAAACCAGGUACUUGGCCUCAGUAAUUGAUGGGUAUGGCAAAGAAGGGUGUGCAGAUGUGACCACUAGGCAGAACUGGCAGAUACGUGGCGUCGAGCUACCUGAUGUGCCAGAAAUCAUUGAUGGCCUCAUGCGUGUUGGCCUGACUAGCCUGCAGAGCGGGAUGGAUAAUGUCCGCAACCCAGUUGGCAACCCCCUUGCUGGCAUUGAUCCUCAUGAAAUUGUAGAUACUCGCCCUUACACCAACCUGCUCAGUGCUUUCAUCACUGCCAACUCUUGUGGCAACGCUGCCAUCUCCAACUUGCCAAGGAAAUGGAACGUUUGUGUUGUGGGUUCCCAUGAUCUUUAUGAGCAUCCACAUAUCAAUGAUCUUGCUUACAUGCCUGCCAUGAAGAACGGGAGAUUGGGAUUCAACCUGUUGGUUGGAGGAUUCUUCAGCCCGAAAAGAUGUGCAGAGGCUGUGCCUCUUGAUGCUUGGGUUCCUGGUGACGAUAUCAUUCCAGUGUGCAAAGCCGUACUGGAGGCAUAUAGAGAUCUUGGGACCAGAGGCAACAGGCAGAAGACUAGAAUGAUGUGGCUAAUUGAUGAACUUGGAAUAGAAGUGUUCAGGUCUGAAGUUGAGAAGAGGAUGCCAGGGCAAGUGUUAGACCGUGCAGCAGGAGAUGAUCUGAUUCAAAAGCAAUGGGAGAGGAGAGACUAUCUUGGUGUGCACGCACAAAAACAACCAGGCCUAAGCUUUGUAGGCCUUCACAUUCCUGUCGGCCGUGUGCAAGCCAGUGACAUGUUUGAGCUGGCUCGUUUAGCUGAUGUAUACGGCUCCAGUGAGCUCCGUCUAACUGUGGAACAAAACAUUAUCAUCCCAAACAUCAAGAAUUCGGACAUUGAAGCAUUGCUCAAUGAGCCACUUCUAAAAGAGUUGUUCUCGCCAGAGCCUUCCCUUCUGAUGAGAGGACUGGUUGCAUGCACCGGCAACCAGUUCUGCGGGCAGGCAAUCAUAGAGACCAAAGCACGGGCUUUGAAGGUGACUGAAGAGGUCGAGCGGAUAGUGUCCGUGCCACGGACAGUGAGAAUGCACUGGACUGGUUGCCCGAACAGCUGCGGGCAAGUGCAGGUGGCCGACAUUGGAUUCAUGGGAUGCAUGACAAGGGACAGUGAUAAGAAGCCAUGUGAGGGUGCGGAUGUUUACUUGGGAGGGAGAGUGGGAAGUGAUUCUCAUCUUGGAGAUGUUUACAAGAAAGGAGUGCCAUGCAAGGACUUGGCACCUCUGGUUGCUGAAAUCCUUGUGGAGCACUUUGGGGCUGUUCCUAGAGUGAGAGAAGAUGAUGAAGAGGAAAUUGGAGGCAAUUAGACUAUGCCAAUAUUUAUGUAUACAGUAAUAUCCAAUCUUUGCAUGUGAUUUGAUUUUCUUGCUUCACAGGACACAGAAUAGUUUCAGAAAUAAGUUGAAUUCUGUUUGUUCAUCAGGACUA